Molecule: messenger RNA, 3658 nt
Organism: Spathaspora passalidarum NRRL Y-27907
Lineage: Eukaryota; Fungi; Ascomycota; Pichiomycetes; Serinales; Debaryomycetaceae
Gene: NTG1
Product: bifunctional N-glycosylase/AP lyase
Exons: 1
Coding region: 95-1084 (329 amino acids)
Biological process (GO): base-excision repair, AP site formation; base-excision repair; nucleotide-excision repair
Cellular component (GO): nucleus
Molecular function (GO): DNA-(apurinic or apyrimidinic site) endonuclease activity; DNA binding; oxidized pyrimidine nucleobase lesion DNA N-glycosylase activity
Source: RefSeq, a predicted model, not a curated record
AGAUCUCCGCGGAUAUAAGAUCAGACAAUCAGCCGGUGAUACGACCAAGUGGUGACACAAUUAAGCGGCGAUACGAUCAAGCGGUGAUAUAACUAUGGCAAAGAAAAGAGUAGUAGAGACAGUUGCAGCAGUCAAGCGGAUUAAGACCGAACCCGUAGAUACAAAACCUCGGUAUGUGAAAUAUCUCGAUAUUGAACACCCCAACGUGUUUGCCAAGGCUGACCCAGCUGAUGCCUCGGUUGGACCACCAAACUGGGUCGAUCUCUACAACAGAGUAGUCGCUAUGCGUGCCAAGUUCAUGGCGCCAGUAGACACCCAGGGAUGUGAACGCAUGCCAGAAACCAUCUCGCCCGGUGUGUCCCAGCUGAACUCGAAGGUGUACCGGUUCCAAUUAUUGAUAUCGCUCAUGUUGUCCUCGCAAACCAAGGACGAAGUCAACUUUGAUGCCAUGACAAAACUACACAAAGCCAUGCUUGAAAAGGGGUACAAAGAUGGCCUCUGCAUCGAAGCAGUACUAGCAACUUCCGAAUCCGACAUUGAUAAACUCAUCGCCAAAGUAGGAUUCCAUAACCGGAAAGCAGGCUAUAUAAAACGAUCAUGUCAAAUGCUUAUAGAUUCGCAUAAUGGCGACAUACCUACAACCAUCGAAGAGAUUACCGCACUCCCUGGUGUAGGACCAAAAAUGGGAUACUUGCUUCUACAAGCUGGUUGGGGGAUCAAUUCCGGUAUUGGAGUAGAUGUGCAUCUCCACAGGCUAGCUCAGAUGUGGGGAUGGGUAAGUAAGAAAGCAACCACUCCAGAAAAGGCCAGAUUGGAAUUGGAAGAUUGGUUACCAAGGCAAUAUUGGAAGGAUGUUAACCCGCUAAUGGUUGGAUUUGGCCAAGUGGUUUGUGGGAGUAGAGCAAAAAACUGUGACGUUUGUAGUUUAAACACUAUGUGUGCUGGUAAGGACAGAAAGUUAGCAGGGAAAGAAGUUUCCAAGGAGAGAUUGGAGAAGUUGAAAGCUCAAAGAGCAGAUCUAAGUGUGUUGGUAGAGGAGGUCAACGUUAAACAAGAGAUCAAACAAGAAUCUUUACUUGUAUAAUUAGCUACUUUAUAGACAAUGCAAAUUAAAAACAAAAAGGAGCAUAUCAAGCUAGUUCUUAAUCUAUUUAUUGUUCGAUACUUUAAAUGUACUUCCCUUCUUUACAAAGAGAAUAAAAUAUACUCAGUUCAUUCUUCAACAAAUUGGCAGGAGUGUCAAACUCAGCAACAACCCCCUUGUCCAACACCAAUAUCUUAUCACUGUCCAUAAUAGUGUCAAUUCUAUGAGCAAUAGUCAAGAUUGUCUUAUCGACAAACUCACUUCUAAUUGUCUCUUGAAUAAUCUUAUCCGUUUGGAAGUCAACAGCAGCAGUAGCUUCAUCAAGAACCAAUAUCUUGCUGGUAUCAUUCAACAAAGCUCUUGCCAAACACAACAACUGCUUUUGACCACUGGAUAAGUUACUACCACCUUCUUCAAUCAUAGCAUCAAGACCAACUUUUCGAACAAGCUCUUCCUCCUUCUUUUUCUUUUUCUUCUCUUCCUCGCUAGGUUCAGUAACCAUACUCUCCACAUGUUGUUUCAAAUGGGCCAACUCUAAUACACGCCAGAGUUUAUCAUCAGUAUAUUCACCAAAUGGAUCCAAGUUCUCACGAACACUUGCACGGAAAGUAUGUGCUUCUUGAGGAAUAAUCGUCAAGUGGUGUCUUAAAUCGUACAACCCAAUCUGGCUAGUAUUCACCCCAUCAAUCUCAAUCGACCCCUCAGUAGCUUCAAUGAUUCUGAAAAGCGCCAUAGAAAGACUGGACUUACCAGCACCUGUUCUACCAACAAUCCCCACUUUUUCCUGCGGUUGAAUAGUAAUAUUGAGAUGCUUAAGCACCGGGUCGAGAUGAGCACGGUAGGCGGUGGAGUAAUCAUUGAACUUAAUAACCCCCUUGCUGGGCCACGAUGGAUCAGGACGAUUGGAUUCAAUAAUCAUGGGUGCUUCACUAGGCAAAUCACAAUACUCGAUAAUACGUUCCACAGCAACACCAUCCCCUUGCAUUUCCGCCCAGUAACGAACCAAAGCAUUAAGGAUAUAUGUGAUGGUCAAUGCAUAUGUCAUAAUGAACCCAAGAACACUAGGAAUGAUCGGAUGCUUACCACCAAGAGUAACAACAGCAAGCAAGGCACUGGCAAACAUGAUUGUCGAUGACACCGAUUGUAAUCUCAUAGAUAACCAACGAUUACUGUUUUGAAUAACCACCCCAAUCAACGUCUUGUCAUCAAUCAACUUCUUCAGCUUAAACACAAAUCUGUCUCUUUGAGUGAAUGCCUUGAUCGUAUCCACACCAUUGAUAGUUUCUUGGAUAGUGGCCAACACGGGAGAUUUAGCUACUGAUUCCAAACGUUUCAAUUCUCUGGUGGUUGGAAUGAAUAUAACUCGGAAGUAAUUGUAAACUACAAGUAAUCCACUGAUAACAAACAACAUUACUGGAAGCGUAGACACAAUGAUACCAAAAGUAAUUAUACCAUUCAAAGCAGUAGUAACAAAUCCAAUCAAUAACCAAGGCAAAUUCAUAUCAAUCUUUCCAAUAUCUUCCGUGAAUCUAUUCAAAAUUCUUCCCACAGGAGUAGUAUCAAAAAAUGACAUUGGCGAACGCAACACUGAAUGGGCCAUCUUAUUAUGGAAAUAAGCAGCACCUUUUACAAUACAGUAACUCCAGAUGAUAAGUGCACCAAUAUAGGUCAAGAACCCAGCAACAACACCAAGUGAAGCAUAAACACCAAGAUAAAGACCAGCGUCAACAGUAGUACCAUUCUCAGCAUUAAUGUUAGACCAAUAACUCAACAAGUACUUUUCCCCAACAGUAACCAAUAAAGUAGCAAGAGUGCAUCCCAAAUAGAAUGAAAAGUACUUGUAAUCACAGGCAAUAAUGUAUUGCUUGAACACUUCCCAUGGGACAGAUCCCUUACGAGAAGUUUCCAAUUCAUGUGAUGUUUUAAGGGGAGUUGACACGUCAAUUUCAUCAUCUUCGUAAACAUGAGAAAAGGAAACACGAGAAGCACGACGAAGCUGUUCCUUGACAACCUGUUCGAUAUCCUGUCCAUGGAAAGCAGCUAUUUCGUGAUCACUUGGUACUUCUUCUUCAUCAUCAUCAUCAACAAUGGCUUCUUCAGAAGCAGUCUCUUCUGGCUCUUCUUCAUCUUUUCUUCCAUAAUCUUGAAUCAACUUGGCCAAUUCUCCAUUGUCACUCAUAACCUUAUCAUAAUCACCAUGUUCAACAAUGCAACCUUGUCUGAUUAAAUAAAUAUCACUAGCUUCAUGCAAGACAUGAACCAGAUUAGUAGCAAGCACCUUGGUACGAUCACCAAUAAUCCCAUCUUCACUCAACACUUGCUUAAUUAAGUUCUUACCAACAUGGGCAUCAACGGCACUUAAAACAUCAUCCAACAAGUAUAUGUCAGCACGGGAGUAGACAGCUCUAGCUAAGGAAAUACGGGCCUUUUGACCACCACUAAGAGAAAUCCCCUUUUCACCAACAAUAGUUCUGUCACCAUCCGGAAGUGACUUGAAAUCAGAAACUAACUCACAGGCUUUGAUCGUGGCUUGGUAGAACUUAGCAUCGUAACGAUGGCCAAACAAGAUGUUUU